Uranotaenia lowii is the source of this 15309-nucleotide messenger RNA. RefSeq names its product microtubule-associated protein futsch (gene futsch). NCBI's taxonomy places the organism in Eukaryota, Metazoa, Arthropoda, Insecta, Diptera, Culicidae. Gene Ontology annotation, molecular function: actin binding; microtubule binding. Bases 93 to 12896 code for a protein of 4267 amino acids. The record is from RefSeq and is a predicted model, not a curated record. The transcript has 4 exons. Gene Ontology annotation, cellular component: neuronal cell body; synapse; microtubule associated complex. Gene Ontology annotation, biological process: axonogenesis; dendrite development; microtubule cytoskeleton organization.
GUGAACGGUUGAUCCAGUAUGCCAGCGAGAAUCUGGUGACGGAGAUUCUGAUCCAUCCGCAGAUCAACACCUUCAUCCAGUGCAUACGGAACAUGCUGAGCAGCUUCACCCGGCACCGGCACAUCAUUCAUACCGGGUACACCUUCGCCGGCAACGGGUCCUGGGUGCUACAGGACGGGACAUUCUCGGUGGUGGACUUCAUGGAGGCGUUCCAGGAGCACGAGGUGCAGCGGGUGUUGCGCGCUUAUCCGGACACCAUCACGAUGGACGUUCACUGUGCUACGGUCGGGAAUUGGGCAGCCAUCCAGGAGAAGUCCUUUGCCCGGCUCUGCCGCAUUCGCCUCAAUCCGGUGGAUGUGCUGAGCUCGGGCAGCGACAAGUUGAAUGCAUUCGUGGACUAUCUGGCUUCGAUGAUUGUGCCGACGGAAAUUUCCGAACUGCUUGAGAGCUCCGACGUAGUGGGAAACAUCCGCUUUAGCCAUCCGACGUUGUACGUCUUCCCCGGUGGACAAGGUGAUGCCGCACUAUUUGGAAUCAACGGUUUCAAUAUGCUGGUGGACGGAGGCUUCAGCAGGAAAUCUUGCUUCUGGGAUUUCGUACGCCAUUUGGACCGACUGGACGCUGUCCUUAUGACUAGGAUUAACAACACAAACAUCAAGGGUAUCUCAGCAGUUGUCGAAAGGAAGAACGAGGCCCACGUGUAUCCGCAGAUUGGACAUUUCUUCUGUAACAUUCCAGAGCGCAAAGGUCUUCUCAGUCCAGACGGUGAUAAAGAUCGCGAUCCUUUGCUAGUGGAUUUAAUUGAGGAAGGUCACCAGAUUGUUACAAACCUUAAGUCAUUGAACCUGAAGGCACAAAACUGUUACCGUGAUGCCGAUCCUAUCAAUCUGUACCACAAAGUCGGUCACGGCACCUUGGACAUGUACGUGAUUAGUCCAGCCAAAGACUCGAAGGAAGUUAAAGAUUUCAUUGCCAAAUGGCAUGCUGCCGACUCAAGACUUUUCGCACCCAAAGAUUCAAAGGAAUUCACGUUCCCGAUGCAAAAUAUUAUCUCUAUAUGUGCACUGCUAGUCUGGACUCCUGCUAACCCGGAGGACAAUAUAACGAGAAUCCUCUUCCCUGGAUCGGCUCCAGAGUACAAAAUCCUUGAAGGACUUGAAAAGAUCAAGAAUGUGGAAUUCAUGCGUCAUCCAGUGUGUACGGUCAAAUCCAUCGCACCGAGCAUUUCAACGCAAACAAUUACCAAGAAAUCACUCAAAUCAUCUUCCAUCGAUAAGAUCAUUCCCGAGCCAAUCCUUCCGUCCAAAGUAACUAAACCAUCUGAGAAGGAUAAUAAGAUUAUUGAUAAUAAAAUGAAAAUGAUCGACAACAAACUAGCCGAGUCGGUCAAAAGCGCAUCCGAUACUAUGGAUAGCUCUGCCGAUGAAGCCAAGCUGGAGAAACACAUCACCAAGUCAACGGUUGCUACGGCCAAAAUCGAGGCCAGCAAGACGAGAUCGUUCAAAACCAAAUCAGUCGAUGUUAAGAAAGUUGACAACAAAAUUAUCGAAUCCGGAAAGAAAAGUGACGCCGAUGAGAAGAAAGAUUCCGCGUCCGAUGCCGGAUCAGAGAAAGAUGAUACAGAGAAGAAAGUAACAGCUGAAGUCAUUUCAGAAAAACAACCCGACCAAGACAAAGAGAAGAAAGAUGACGAUAUACAAGAAAUCAAGAAAGUUGAGUCACCAACAGCCAAGGAUGACACCAAGGUCACCAAGAAAAUAAACCGCCCAGCAACUACUCGGUCACGAAUCGAUUCUAAACCACCAGUUAAAACAUCCAAACCAAUCAAGAAGAAAGAAGAAAUUACCAAAUCAUCUCCAACCACACCUAAGAAAACGGCUGAACCAAAAUUAACCAACGGCACUGCUGACAAGAAGGAUGAGGAACCAAAGAAAUCCUCGACUGGGCCUCCAAAAACAACCCGACCUGCUAGUUCAAAACCAGGAAAAGCUAGCCCGAAAAGCACACCAGCUAAAAGCGCGAAAGAUGCCAACAAUCGAAAGGUACUUGAGGCUCGACAGCGUCCGAUUGCCAAAGCUCCAUCAGUUCCUAAGCCAGCUGCUGAGAAGAAAGAAGCUGCUCCGAAAGUUGAACGCAAACCUAUCUCGCGUCGACCCAAAGGCGCAGCACCCUCUACAGCUACUGGUGGAAGUCCAAUAAAAGCAAAGAAGGUGCUGAAAUCUGAAAAAGACGCCGUUAUUCGCAAAGCUAAGCUGGAUAAGAACGGAACGACUGACUCGAGUUUGGUAUCUACACCGAGCGCCGACGAAGCUGUUGUUGCAGUCCAUAGACGUAUUGCAGAUACGGCAGCGGCAGGUGCAGCAGGUUCAAUCGAAAGUACUUCAGACAUUGACACCAUGCAACAGCAACAGCUUGCGGAGCUUAAGGAAGAGCAAGAAGCUGUACGAGAGAUCGAAGCUGUCUUUCAGCGAGAUUUGGGCAAGGGAAAGCACCGCGAACUUCUGGAUGAACAUCGCGAAAUUCACGACAGCGCCACGGAACCCGAAGAGGAAGAAGAAUAUCUUAUUAUUGAAAAAGAAGAACAGUACACUGAGGAUUCCGUGAAUGAACACGAAAGCAGUGCCACCAAAGAAGAAGAAAUCCAAAAACAUCAACGAGAUUCACAAGAGUCUGAAAAACGUAAGCGUGACAGCAUCGAAGAUGAGAAAGAGAAAGAAGACGCUGGAAAAGAAGAUGACGGUGAGGCUGCUGCUGUCGUCGAAGUCAUCGAAGGGGAAGCCGAAGUUGCAGAGAAAGCUGAAGAGGAAGAAAUCAAAGAAACUGAUGAUAAAGAAGCGGAGGAAGCUGACAAGGAGGAAGUGAAGGGAAAAUUCUCUCCAAAACACAAGCAAGAUCUGGAAGAAGAGGUACAGGACAUUAUUGCCUCUGCUAAAGAAAUUGCUAAAUCGAAAAUGGAGACUUCGAUGGAUGGAUUGAAAACCGAGGAAAUGUCAUCCAUCAGUCCGGAUGACAAAAUCAGUAGCACUAAGAAAACCAGUGAUACACGUGAUGAAGCAGAGCCUGAACCUGUUCACAAAGAACAGAUAGGGCCACCACACGAGAGCCAUCAUGAAGAGAGAAUUUCAGCCACGGCCGAAUCGGGUGCAACAACAACUGCACCGACACUUCCAGAAGAUGAACGGAUUCCUCUCGAUGAAAUCAAGGAAGAUCUCGUCAUCGAAGAGAAACACGUCAAAGAAGAAACCAAAGAAGUUGAAGUAGCGCCUCCCCUUCCAACGGUUUAUGAGCCUUUGGAACGACCGACUCCAGCCAAGAUGCAGUUCAGCGCACAGCAAGCUCAUAUGCGAGAUGUCGUCAAAACGCCCGAUGAGGUUGCUGAUUUGCCCGUUCACGAAGAAGCCGAUUUCGAAGAGUACAGCGAAGAUAAGGAUAAGGAAGAUGAGAAGGAACACGACACCAAGGAGAAGCCGGAAGCUUUGGCACAAAAGAAGGAGACUGAAGAAACGACACCAGAAAAGACUGAUAAAGUAGUGGCGGAUAAGUCGGCUGAAAGUGAUAAACUUUGUGAUACAGUAAAGAAUGCACAGGAUGAGGUGAAAGAAGAAAUCAUCGAAAAGGUAGAUAAGGACCUUAAUGUAGAAAAACCACCAAAACUAGAACCACAAACGGCUGCGGCCAAAGUUGAACUAGACGACGAGGCCAUCUUGAAGGAUCUCGAAUCACAAAUUAUUGCGCAAGAGGAUGUCAUUAAGAAACAACCAGAAAUAACUAAAACACAAGCCAAACCUGUGACACCAGCAGAGGGACAUAUGGAAAUCGAUACAGAUGAAGAUAAAAAGUCGGUGCAUGAAGAAGAAAUCAUCCCAACCAAAGUUGAACCCAAAGUCCCAAUGCCUGCUGAAACCUCGAUUUUGGACGAGAUAUGGAGCGCACCACAGAAGGCUGAAGAAAAAUUGGACGUCCUCAAGCAGAUUAUAGACGACAAGGCCAAAGAAACCACUUCUGAGUUGGUAACAAUGAAAGAUGAAAUGGUGAAGCAAGUAGUUGAACAAAAAGAUGAAAUCAUUGAAACAAUGAAAGCGGAAAUCGAAGACACCGUUGUCAAACUCGGCGAACAAGCCGAAAAAACAGUGAUCGCAAAAACAGACGAUGUAUUGGCGCAAAUAACUAGCAAAACUGACGCUAUCAAUACAGAAUUACAAGACAAAGCUAAGCAAAUGGAUGAAAACAUAGCAUCGGGAGUUGAAGCAGUCAAAGAAGAUGUUGCCAAAAAGGCGGCGAAGGCCGAUGAAAUUUUAUCCACUAUUGCUAUUGAAAAGCAGGAAUUGGAAAAACUAGCCAAGGAUAUCAAGGAAGAAGUAUCCGGUAAGUUGGACGAAACCAAGAAACAACUUGAAGAGGAAAUCAAUCAAACCGUCGAAAAAGCCCAGGAAAAGGCCAAAACCGGAAUCAGUUCAUUCUUUGGAGGAAUUUCUGAAGGAAUAAAAUCUGGAAUCGAAAAAAUUGCCGACAAAGUAGAAACAAAGAUCAAGGACAAAACUGAACAGGUCGAAGCUCGAUUGCAAGAGGUUACCGACAAAAUUGAAGAGCUGAAGGCUAAGGAAGUUGUUGAGGAAGUGUGCGAAAAGGUAGACACAUCAAAACAACCUUCGUCGGAAGCUGGUGCAUUCGAACCUCCAUUCGGUUUCGAACGUACUUUCACUCAAGAGCUUCGCGAAACACACAUAACAACGGUCGAUUCUCCUGUUGGCGAAGUUGAUAAGCUCAAAUGCCUCGUCAACAUUCCGCAGCACAUUGACGAAGACAAAGAACUCGAGGAGAUCGAAUCUAACAAAAUUGCGGCAUCUUAUGUAAUUGAAGAGGUUAAAUAUUCUGCCUUUGAAGAUGCCAAUCUGCGAGAGAUCAAAGAGGAGGAAGAAGAGGAUCGCACAAGUCCACCACAGAAAGACGACAAAAAAUUCUCUUCUCCUAAACUUGAACCAAUCGGAGUCCCUCCUCGUGCAAGAACUCCUGAAGAUGUGGCCAAGAUUGUUGCCAACGUAGCCGAAGUGUUGAAGUCGGAUAAAGGCCUUGAAGAAAUUAUACCUGGAUUCGAUGCUCAGGAGUUAGAGCGCCGGCUAUCCCAGGGAACUGCAACUCGAGAGGAAGACGUCGGAACUGUUCAACGAAUGUUAGUAACCGCUAGUAGCGAAGACGGAGGUGAAGAAAUCGAUAUUUGCCCACCAGGAACGAUUACCUUUUCAAAAUCGGCUACCCCAGAACCUACACUCUCUGGAAAGAUCACACCCGAAAUAAAGGUGGAAGACGAAUCUGAAGAAGCAGAAGAAAGUGAGGAUGAAAAACCUGAAAAACCGAAACUGCCAGAAAUAAAACCUGAGGAAAAAACCAGUCCAGCGUCUUCCGGUAAAUCAUCUCCGGAGCUGAAAACUUCCCCAACAUCCAUAGAGGAGAAAGACAAACACGAGCUUCCCGAGAAGGUUGUGAGCGAUGCGAAGAAGCCUGCCGAAAAAGUUGCAGAAGAUCGUAAAGAAUCACUAGUAGAGCAGCAUAUGGAUCUGAUUGAUGAUUCGAGACGUGAAUCUGCUUUCAGCACAUUCAGCGAGCGUGAUUACACGAAGGACGAAAGUUCCAUCGUCGAUGAGCGCGAUUCAUCAAGAGCUCACUCAAUCUCCAGUCAUAUCAGCGACUUGAAGGAAGAUGCUGCCGACGUUAAAGCUGUUACAGAUUUCCUUAAGGAGUCAGAAAAGGCGGAUCAGGAAGUUUUUGCCGAUAGUGACAAACUGCAAAAAGAUACUGCUCCGACUUCCAAGCAGGCUGAUGAACUGUCUAGUCCCGAAUCAGUCACAAGCCAGAAGACUGUGUCGGAAAAAUCACUAACAGAACAGGAAACUAAAAUGGACGAAAGUGUACUGGUUGCAACGGACAAAGUUUCCCGACCGGAAUCAGUUGCCAGUCAUGUGAGCGAAAAAGCUGAUACGAAACUGGAUGCCCAGACUUCUCGCCCAGAGUCGGCGGCAAGUCACUUGAGUGAAAAAUCAGCGACGAAGAUCGAUGCCAAGUCGGAAGGAGAUGCUGCUGAAGGAGCUUCCAGGCCCGAAUCAGCUGCGUCGCGAAAGGAUGAUGUAGAUGCAAAACCGGAUUCAAAAACAUCUCGGCCUGAAUCGGUCGCUUCGCAUAUCAGUGAUAAGGAUCAAGCGAAACAUGAAUCGCCACCCGAGUCUGUCAAAGCACAUAUCGAUGAAGAAAUGUCCGCUGACAAGCCUGAGGGCAAAUUGGAUGAUAAGAAAGAAGAAUCAAUAGAAAAAUCAUCAUCGAGAGCAGAAUCGGUAGCCAGUCAUGUGUCAGAUACCGUCGAAGCUGCGAAAACAGAAGAGAAAGAUGCCCAAUCGAUCUCCAGGCCAAUAUCUGCUGCUAGUCAUGUGAGUGAUUCGACCAAAGGAAUCGAGGAGAAGACACAGUCACGUCCAGAGUCAGUUGCCAGUAAUGUAAGCGAAGCUAGCAAGCCGAUAGAUGUUAAAAAAGAGGCUGAACAGAAAGAUGCCUCUAGACCCGAGUCUGUUGCAAGCCAUGUGAGUGAAAAAGCACCAUCCGAUAAGAUGGAAGCGAAGGACGUUUCUCGCCCAGAAUCGCAAACUAGCCAUAUUGACGAAAAGUUGGCUGCAGCCGAAAUUCGUCCAGAAUCCGUUGCUAGUCAUACGAGUGAGAAAGAAGCUAGUGAACAGAAGAUAUCUCAAGCAGAUCAAAUCGAAGAGAAGUUGACUUUUUCAAGACCAGCAUCGGUGGCUAAUCAUAAACCUAUAGUUACAGAUGACCUUAAAGUCGAUGAGUCUACAGUAUCUCGACCACAAUCUGUCGCGAGUCAUGUUAGUGAAAAGGGCAGCGAUUUGAAGGAUGAAUCUAUAGAAAAACCAGACUCACGACCAGCUUCUGCAAUAAGUCAUACAAGUGAUAAGGAUCCUAAACAAGAGAGUAGCGACAAAGGCGACAUAUUGAAAGUGUCGACUGCCUCUUUACAGACAUCACCGGCUGACAAGGAAACUUCACGCCCUCAGUCAGCUGCUAGUCACGUGAGUGACAAAACCACUGACGAUAAAUCGGGUCCAGCAGUCGAUGACAAACAAUCUACGAAAGGAGAAUCUCGCCCUGAAUCAGUAGCCAGCCAUGUUAGUGAGAAAGCUCCAUCUGAAAAAUCAACUCAUGAUGCUGAGGAUAAGUUGUCUACUAAAACUGAGUCGCGACCGGAAUCUGUAGGCAGUCAUGUUAGUGAGAAGGCUCCAUCUGAGAAAUCAGCUCAAGCUACCGAAGACAAAUUGUCAACAAAAGCUGAAUCGCGACCUGAAUCAGUAGCCAGCCAUGUUAGUGAGAAAGCUACAGAACAGCCAACAUCUGGCGCUGAUGACAAAUCCCCGACCAAAACUCACGAGUCAAGACCAGAAUCUGCUGCCAGUCACGUCGAAGAAAAAGCUGAAUCUGAAAAAUCCGUGCCAGCAUCUGCGAAAGCUGAAUCACGACCGGAAUCCGUAGCCAGUCACGUAUCAGACAAAGUGACUCAAGAAACUGCAGAUAAAACUUCCUCCAAAGGAGAAUCGCGACCAGAUUCUGUAGCCAGUCAUGUGAGUGAAAAAGCUCCAUCUGAGAAAUCAACUCAUGAUGCUGAGGAUAAGUUGUCUACAAAAGCUGAGUCGCGUCCGGAAUCUGUAGCCAGUCAUGUUAGUGAGAAAGCUCCAUCUGAGAAAUCAGCUCAAGCUACCGAAGAAAAAUUGUCAACGAAAGCUGAAUCGCGACCAGAAUCUGCUGCCAGCCAUGUAAGUGAAAAGGCUCCGUCUGAUAAAUCAGCUCAGGGUACUGAAGAUAAGUUGUCGGCAAAAGCUGAAUCACGACCAGAAUCUGCUGCCAGCCAUGUAAGUGAAAAGGCUCCGUCUGAGAAGUCAGCUCAGGGUACUGAAGAUAAGUUGCCUACAAAAGUUGAGUCGCGACCAGAAUCUGCUGCCAGUCAUGUAAGUGAGAAAGCCUCAUCUGACAAAUUCACUAAAGACGAUGAUGAUAAAUUGUCCACCAAAGCUGAAUCGCGCCCGGAUUCAGCCGCAAGUCAUGUAAGUGAGAAGGCUCCGUCUGAUAAAUCAGCUCAGGGCAUCGAAGACAAACUGUCGACAAAAGCUGAAUCGCGACCCGAGUCUGCUGCUAGCCAUGUCAGUGAGAAGGCUCCAUCUGAGAAAUCAGCUGAAGCUACCGAAGACAAAUUGUCAACAAAAGCAGAAUCACGACCAGAAUCUGCAGCUAGCCAUGUUAGCGAGAAGGCUCCGUCUGAGAAAUCCACUAAAGGUAUUGAAGAUAAGUUAUCAGCAAAAGCUGAAUCGCGACCAGAAUCUGCUGCCAGCCAUGUAAGUGAGAAGGCUUCAUCUGAUAAAUCAGCUGAAGGUAUCGAAGACAAAUUGUCAACAAAAGCUGAAUCACGGCCAGAAUCAGCAGCUAGCCACAUUAGUGAGAAAGUGCCAUCUGAGAAAUCCGCCCAAGCUUCCGAAGAUAAACUGUCAACAAAAGCUGAAUCGCGUCCGGAGUCGGCUGCAAGCCACGUCAGUGAGAAAUCGGCUCAACCAGUCGAUGAUAAAGCCUCCACAAAGACAGAAUCACGUCCGGAAUCAGCAGCAGCAGAGACUGAUAGCAAAUUGUUGGAGAAAACUGAGUCAAGGCCCCAAUCAGUUGCGAGUCACAUAAGCGAAAAGUCAACGACUGAAAAGGCUGAGGAAAAAAUAAUCGAUAAGGAGAUUUCAAGACCCGAAUCAGCAACUAGUCAUGUCAGUGAAAAACUUGAAGCUAAAGAUACUUCAAGACCGUCAUCAGUUGCUAGUCAUGUUAGUGAUAAAACUGCCGACGAGGGCAAGAAAACAGAAGAACAGCGACCGGAAUCUGUCGCGAGUCAUGUAAGCGACAAACCGGCAUCUGAGACAGAUGCAAAGGAAAAGGAAGCUUCGCGACCGGAAUCUGCGGUUAGUCAAGCCGAGCAAAAAGAUGCAUCGUCUAGACCAGUUUCUGUGGCAAGUCAUACUAGUGAACUAGCAAAAUUAGACGAUAAGGAUCAAUCUCGUCCGGAAUCGGUCGCUGACGAUAAGUCUCCGAUGAAGGAGCUGAAACCCGACGAUAAAGCUGGAUCUAGACCGGAAUCGGUUGCAAGUGGUACCAAAUCUCCAGCCAAAGAUGAGAAGGAAGUAUCUCGUCCAGCUUCUGCAACACAGCACAUCGAUGAUAGCGCAGCCACUACGAAAGUAGUCGAACAGUCAGCCGGAAGUGAUUUCUCGCGGCCAGAUUCUCCGGCCAGCUGCUCGAGCGAUAAGCACAUUCCGGCCAAGGAGCCAGAAUCUUUCUUCGUUGAAAAGGACUUGGCCCGUCAGGAUUCAAAUGCCAGCUAUCACGGAGAACCCAUACCGGGGGAAAAAUCUUUCUCUCGACCGGAAUCUCCAGCUAGCUGCGCUGAAGAUGAAGGGGAAUCAACCAAAGAUGCUAAACCUUCUCAAAUUUCAGAAAAAGAAACUGAAAUCAACAAGAAGGUAGAAAAGGUAGAGGGUGCGAUUACUGAAGAAACUUCAAAAGAAGCAAUGGAUGAACCGAAAGAUUUUUCAAGGCCCGAAUCACCGGAUAGUUGUGGAGCAGAUGAAGCGACAACUUUGCCAAAGCAAACAACAGAAUCAACCAUCCCAGAGAAGGAUCUCGCUAGGAAAGAUUCAUCAGCAAGCUACCACGGAGAACCCAUUCCGGACGAGAAGCAAUUCUCACGUCCAGAUUCUCCUUCCAGCUGCGGUGGUGAGGAAUCCGAAACGAAAUUAUCGCGCCCAGAAUCGGCUGCCAAGGAGCAAUCACGUCCAGAAUCUGCAGCUAGCCAUAUCAGCGAGAAAGACACUAAAACGGUUGCCAAGACAGAUAUCAAAACUGACGAGAAGGAUUCAUCCCGUCCUGUUUCGGCGGCCAGUCACGUUUCCGAUAAAUCCGCGGCGAGUGCUAAGGCCGAAUCCAAACAAUCAUUCGAAGAAGUUCUGUCACAUCGCGAAUCCGGCGUCAAUGGGGAACGUCCAACUUCAGCUUUGAGUGAUCAUAGCGAUAGUGAUGAAAAAAUUGUAAAGAAGGAAUCUCGUUCGAAGUCGAUGUCGGCUGUUACUGCAACUACCACACAGAGAAUCGGAUUCGAGGGUAGCGCUUUGGGUAUUCUAGAAGAAACCAUGGCUACAUCAAGAGACGAUUUACAUAUACUGAAGACACCGCGGGAUAGUGUUACCAAAAUUGAAGAACUGACCGUCAAAGAGAAACACGUCGAGCAAACGUCGGAAUCCAAAGUGGUCAAGGAACUGUUCGGUUCCGAUCAAUUCCCAUCCGAAGUCAAGGAAGAGUCAAAGGGAUUCCCAGUAGUGAAAUCUGAGCCAGAGAGCCCUGAUCAAGUUGAUUCGGUUAUUCCUGCGGUUGAUCAACUUCUAAAGGAAACCAGCAGCUCGAUGAAGGAAAUUGAAAAAAUGUCUUCAUCAAUCAUAACUAAAAUUCAGAGCACCGAAAAGAAAGAGGAAUCCGUCAAGGUGGAAGAGAAGAGUUCUUCUUUGGCAUUCCCGCUUUUGGAUAGUGGAAAGUCUAGUCCAAUGUCACUGGAUAAGGACAAAUCUCAAACAUCGAGUAUCAAAUCGGUGAGCCCUCACGAGAAAGAUUCUUUGGAAGGUAGCUCUGUUUCUCUGAACACAUUUAUCGAAAAAGAUAGUCUAUCCGAGACUGUAACUAAGCAAGUCACCAUUAAAAGCAGCGCUGUUGAUGCGUCCUCUUCUGUUGUUCAAACAACAACCAGCAAGGUUGAAAGUUCUGAACUGUUGGGAGGAGCCAAAACUCCACCAACUGCUCCUAUCAGUCCGAAUGUUAUCAAGGAAGAUUUUGGAUUGAGACAACAAGUAGAAAGCACCAUUGCUAGCAGUACUACUACAGCGGUCACUUCUUCAAGCACAUCAGUCAAGCAGCAGAAGGAUGAUGUAUCUGGUAUUUCAACACCUAAAGAAUCUGUACCAUCUGGCAAGAGCAGCCCCGGACUCAUGUCCGUCCACACAGGUAGUACAGAUAGUGCGUCCAAGUCAAUCAACUUUGGACAUAGUUCAGGUAUUGAAACAUCAGAAUCAUCCCCAAAACCGACAUCGCCCUUCCCCAAGGUGGUCGAUACGCUGAAGACUGAUGAGGUUAAGACCACCUCCGGAAUGAGCACUCCAGACAUGACGCGCACCUCUACACCGGAAAUGAUUGACUCUCAAAUCGAGUGUAUUGCAGAUGAAAAGAAAGAAUCAGCCACUUCGGCAACUACAAUUACUACUACAACUACCACAACAAAACGUUACAUUAUCAAAGAUGGAGAAAAAAUUGAAGUUGGCACCUCUGUUCACACCGAGGUAUCUGGCGAUGCUAAAAAGGAGGACACAAGCACACAGGAUGCUGAUUCGAUGUCCACAUCCACCAGUCUAACGACUACCACAACUACAAAAGUGAUCAAAGAACCAGCCAAGGCACCUGCAAACCUCACCCUGUCUUCAACCGAAGAUCGAGAUUUGACCGAGGAGUACGACGAUAAGGAUGGUAUGUCACCGAGAUCUGACAUUUCUUCGGGACAAGCGUCCCGUAUUGUGGCUGGUUGGCACGAUGAAGACGCUCCGGGAUCCCCGAUGAGCGUUACUUCACAAGCUCCACUUUCACCAAGUACCAAGUAUACAUACGACUUUGAUCUACAACAUUCUAGCUCUGGUGUGAGUAAAAAAUCGGACAUUGAAAUCGAUGAAAGCCAGGAUGACAUACCUCCUCAGUACGGUAGUGAAGAAGUAAAGUCUGCCAUUUCGCUGUCAUCAGGUUACAAACCGGAUCCGAUGAGUACUUCCUUCUACGGUCAGCUGCCAGACAUUUCCGAUACAGCCGUCACCACAGCAUCUUCCACAACAAAAUCCGUACCUAUUCCAAUUUCUACGGGUAAAGCAUUCACUAAAACCUACAUGGAGUACGCCUCGAGCGGCGACAGCAGUGUAGAUUCCAGCCAUCACAGACCGUCGAGCGAUCGCAAAUACCUAGAUGAAGCCGACCUUGAUUUCGAAAAGACAUUCACCAAACCGGGUCCCGUGGAUCUAAUGACGACUUCUAUGCACUUUUCCAGCGAAAAAGAAUUUAUGGCAGCAACAACGGCCGCUACCUCUGCCAUUACCACAUUCGCCGAAAGUCAGAAGAAGGAGUUGGACUUUACCGCCAGUGGUCUGCCGUCACAAGCACAAAGCACACAGCAACAAUCCUCAACAACCGCACAAUCCAGCAGCAGUACUACAACCGCAACCAGUAGUAGUUCUACCACGACCACAACCACAAGUCAGGAAAAGGACCCGCUAGCAUUGUGGGGUAAGCCGCUUGGACUUCCCUCGCCGGCACCGGCACCCGACGACAACAUGAAGACAACGCCCAAGAAGGAACGCAAGAUGCUGAUGAGCAAAACGCGGCUAAACAACGAGAAGAACCUGCGCAAGCGGUCCGAAUCGCCGAACAAGGCAACGGCCAAGAAGCCGGUUUACGUGGAUCUGUCGUACGUACCGCACCACGGCAACUCGUACUACGCCAACGUGGAGUUCUUCAAGCGGGUACGGGCCCGCUACUACGUGUUCUCCGGCACCGAACCGAGCCGCGAAGUGUACAACGCACUUCUGGAGGCCAAGCAAACCUGGGAAGAUAAAGAAUUAGAGGUAACUAUCAUUCCAACUUACGAUACCGACGUGCUCGGUUAUUGGGUUUCGGAGAACGAGGAUUUGCUGGCCAAAUACCACAUCGACCUGUCGCCAUCGGCCGCCCGCUGCACCAUCAACCUGCAGGAUCACGAGACGUCCUGUUCGGCGUACCGGCUGGAGUUCUAGGCCAGCGGUAUCUUUGUAGCUUUCACUAACGAUAUCCACGUAGCCGCCGCCGCUGCCGUAGAUGCUGCGAUCCAAGCCCCUACGCAAUCCAAGCCUACGACCUCGAAAUCCCUUAGUGCUUCUACUUCAGCUUCCAGGCUGGGUGGAUCCGGUUGAAUGGGACGGCGUACCAACUGUAAUUAGGACCCCUUUUCCUCUCCUCUCUUAUGGAGUAGUAUUUAGUUUAGGGCUUUUUUUGGAGAUCUCUAGGAUCCCGGAGAAAUUACUAUAGUAUAUAGAGACAGACGACCCUUUCCGGUGACCGGAUAAGGGCGAGUACGAAUUUCCGUUGUUGUUCCUUAAUCAGAAGUAAAACCAGAAAUAAAUUUAACAAAAAAAAUCACAGCACUCAGACUAAGCCCAUGUAUUUCUAAUAGGAGUUAGUUAGCAUUAUGAAACACUAGUCUUAAAAACAAAUCUUAGGAGAAGACAAUGAAAAUGAGCUUAUCGCAGAGAAACAGUACUCACACAAGAAACCCUUUCAAAAAGGCAGACAAAAAUCAAACGAAAUCAAAUGACAGCAAACGUCAUCAGCAAUUAACCAAGUCAAGCCAAACCGAUUUCUAUCCAAUCAACAACUAGUCGGUCGAUAAUCCAAGAGCCGAAGAUCUACAAGGAAGAAGACGAAACCAGGUAUAACUAGGAGCUAAAUAGGUACCUACUUAUCAUUACGAGAAUUAUAGUUGAGAGCAUUAGCUAACAGAAAGUGAUUCAUUUAAAAUAACCCUAACAUGACAAACAAGGUAGCUAGAGUUGUGAUAUUCUUUAAACUAAUUACCCUAUAGCUACGGUGUUGCAAAAACAAGAAAUUUAUCAAAUAAAACCAUACACAGAAAUAUAAAGAUAUUUUCGAAAGAUAACUGUUCCAAUUCUGAUGAUUCCCGAUAGUGGGGUGCGAUAGUGGUAAACGAGCGAUGCUAAGGCUUAUUUAUUUCGACCAGGAAGGUCAAUCUUAUUGAAGAGAAUCGUAUAUUUCGAAUCCAAUUGCCAACUUUUGACAAAAGAACAUGGAACCGUAGCUACUGUCUCUGGAGAAUCGCCGUUUACUGAUUGCCCUAGCAACAUGAAGAUGAUGACAUAAUUAUUCGAAUCUUCUACGAGACACAGGGUCGCCAGCUCUCAGCAGAGAUUGGCCAGCAAAAUUGAACGCAAACUUCCGUCUAAAGUAUUAUUCGAAACAACCAAUACAAACAACCACUUAUACGCACGAACGCCAUCAUAUUUUAGAGAGCAAUUUACUACCACAUUUUGACAGCCUGCGAGCUAGUAGUUGGUAGAGAGCCUCAGUGAAAACAAAGAAACUACAUACACAAACAAAACCGACGCCAUUUUGGAAACAAUUUUACAACAAACGUAAUAGCAUUUUUAGUCCAAACCUUGUUACGAAAACAAAUUUGAAAAUGCUUGUUAAAAUAGUGCUGAUAAACAGUCAAAUUUGCUCCGAUCUCUGCUGAAUUUGAGAGACCCUAGGCCAUUGAUUCGGAAGUAGAAAAAAACAUUAAACAAACAAAACACAAGAAACAAAGAUAUAUUUAAGAUUGUUGAAUCUAUUGAACCGUUGGACAGAUAACUCAAAGAAGGAUAAGCUAGCAAAUGCCGAAAAGAGAUCGUAUAUUUUUAUAUACAUUGAAAUCGACGCCUACGAAAGAGAGAGAGCGGAAACCCUGAAGAGAGUUCUAGAGCAGGUAAGCCCGAUUAGAACCAAUCCAAUUGGAAGUGAGACAGCCUUUCGUCAAUGAUCAAUAAAAUUGCAACCGAGGGAGAUGAGGCGUUGGUUAUUAUUACUGAAACAAAAAAUCUCUUUACUCUUUGAACUUUACUAUUAAAUAUGAGAAAAAAAUACAAAUAUUUAAAAUAAAAACAAAUGUUGAUCUAAACAUCCUUAGCUGAUACAACGGUUAGAAGAAUCAUCAUGCAUUUCCACGGAAUCAACAAACUUUAUCACGUUUCAAUUCUUUGGUACUUCUCGAUUCGAAACAGGCACUGAUGUAACCAAUCACAAAACAUCAACCUCAAAUCUUACCAAACAAAAAAAGGAAAUACACGUGUUUUACACAUCUCUGAAUCUAAUGAAAGCUAGCACGUGUAAAGCAAUUACAAGACAGAAACAAAUGAAAAGAAAACAUCAUUCGAAAGAUUGUGUUAGUUUUCUACAACUGACCUUUUUUCCUUUCAACCAGCUCCGCUAGCAAGUUUGAUACUGCUAAAUCGAAACCUUUAAAAAAUCAUCCACUGAAAAGAAUAAAUAAUAUUUACUAGGUUUAAUCAAGUUACUACUCAAGAUCGAAUAUUAAACACAGUUAAAUGAUACUCUAAUUAAAGCAAAACAAGAAAAAAAAUAGUGCAUGAGAGCCUAGUGAUGUUUCAAAACAAG